Molecule: messenger RNA, 1800 nt
Organism: Thelazia callipaeda (thelaziosis nematode)
Lineage: Eukaryota; Metazoa; Nematoda; Chromadorea; Rhabditida; Thelaziidae
Source: the annotation of a GenBank genome assembly
AUGUACGUUCCUAAUGAAGGUGGUUUGGCAGAGGAAGAUGUGAAAUUGAAGACACGGUUUCAAGGACAAGUAUUAGUCUUGUAUGCCAAAAUUCCAUUACGAAUGGAAACAUUUUUGGGCAAUUUGCGUGAGGCAUGCAAACAGGCUCAAAAUCAACCUAUUACUGUCAAAUGGAUUGAUGAAGAAGGUGAUCCGUGUACGAUUUCAUCUCAAAGGGAAUUAGAUGAAGCAAUACGUUUGUUACAUGCAAAUGGUGAAGCAGAACUUAACGUACAUGUUUUUCUUGGUAUUCCUCCUCUGCCUGGUCUUCCUUGUAAUGGAGAAGAUAAAACGGUAUAUCGGCGCGGUGCACGUCGUUGGAAAAAAUUUUAUCAUGUAAAUGGACAUCGAUUUCAAGCUAAGCGCCUAAAUCGAAGAGUUCAGUGCUUCUUUUGUAACGAUUACAUCUGGGGUCUUGGACGUCAGGGUUACCGUUGUGCUGACUGCCGUCUUUGCGUCCAUAAGAAGUGUCAUCGGGCUGUGCGACAACCAUGUGGUGAUAAUGGUAGUGAGGCAGUAAUAAUAUCUCCACCUUCCGUACCUGUGAUUUCUACAAAAUUCAAUGGAGCAGCUAUGGAACGUAUUGGGCUUGAUAAUCAAGCAUUUAAGGAAUCUGAAAUCGAAGCAGUGAAUAAUGCUGUUAAUUUAUUAUUUCAGCAGCAAGAUUCAGUGAUUCGUCAUGCAGCAAAGGAUUCGAAAUGGACUGUAUCAUUAGAUGAUUUCAAUCUUUUAACUGUGAUAGGGAGAGGUUCAUAUGCAAAAGUUAUUCAAGCGGAGCAUAAGAAGACUGGUACAGUAUAUGCAAUUAAGAUAAUCAAAAAGCAAAUGUUCAGUGAUGAUGAGGAUAUUGAUUGGGUGCAAACAGAAAAAUCGGUCUUCGAAACAGCUUCAAAUCAUCCGUUUCUUGUUGGACUCCAUUCAUGCUUUCAGACUGAUUCGCGAUUAUUUUUUGUCAUUGAAUUUGUACCUGGUGGUGAUUUGAUGUUCCAUAUGCAAAGACAACGUAAACUACCUGAGGAUCAUGCUAGGUUUUAUUCUGCAGAAAUAAUAAUAGCGUUGCAUUUUCUACAUUCUCGCGGUAUAAUUUAUCGUGAUUUGAAGUUGGAUAAUGUUCUAAUAGAUGCUGAUGGACAUAUCAAGUUGACCGAUUAUGGAAUGUGCAAGGAGAAUAUCGGACCGGGUGAUGUUACUAGUACAUUCUGUGGAACACCAAAUUAUAUUGCUCCUGAAAUUUUAAGAGGAGAGGAUUACGGAUUCAGCGUAGAUUGGUGGGCACUUGGUGUACUGAUGUAUGAAAUGAUGGCUGGCCGUUCACCUUUUGACGUAGUUGGUAUAGUUGGCGAUGUAGAACAAAAUACUGAAGAUUACUUGUUCCAAAUUAUAUUGGAGAAACAAAUAAGGAUUCCAAGGUCACUGUCAGUAAAGGCUGCCACUAUACUGAAAGGUUUUUUGAAUAAGGAUCCAAGUGAACGACUAGGUUGUAGUUUAAAUAUCGAAGAAGCAUUAGAAGAAAUGAAAAAUCAUACGUUUUUCCGGACGAGUAUCGAUUGGGAAUUGUUAGAAGCACGACAAGUGACGCCCCCUUAUAAUCCAUCCGUAUCGAGCGAUCGCGAUUUGCAGCAUUUCGAUACUACAUUCACAGAUGAAGCUCCGAACUUAACACCAGAUGAUCCGAACGUCAUCGAGAAGAUUGAUCAGACUGAAUUCGAAGGUUUUGAAUAUAUCAAUCCACUACUGAUGGCAAAAGAAGAAAGUGUUUAG